Molecule: messenger RNA, 2307 nt
Organism: Rosa rugosa (rugosa rose)
Lineage: Eukaryota; Viridiplantae; Streptophyta; Magnoliopsida; Rosales; Rosaceae
Product: UBP1-associated protein 2C-like
Exons: 2
Coding region: 81-1148 (355 amino acids)
Molecular function (GO): RNA binding
Source: RefSeq, a predicted model, not a curated record
CUAAUACACAAACUCGUCUAAGUCGACAGUCCUCCCCAAAAUCCCAAACCUCUUCUUCUUCACACAACCAAAAACCAACCAUGGACUUCACAAAGAAGCGGAAGACGGACGAGAACGGCGACGUUUCGACGGCCCCGCCUUCCCAAUUCACAACCCUAACCCCCGACGACUUCCGCAAACUCCUCCAGCCCAUGUCCCACGACCACCUCGUCGAAAUCCUCGAAAACGCCGUCGUUCGCCACCCCGACGUCCUCGAAUCCCUCCGCCACGUCACCAACCGUGACCUCACCCUCCGCAAGCUCUUCGUCCGCGGCCUCGGCGCCGACACCACCACCGAUUCGCUCCGCUCCGUCUUCUCCGCCUUCGGUGACCUCGACGAAGCCAUCGUCAUCUUCGACAAGGCCACCGGAAAAUCCAAGGGCUACGGAUUCGUCACCUUCAAGCACGCCGACGAAGCCCUAAUUGCGCUCAAGGAACCGAGCAAGAAGAUCGACGGCAGAAUCACCGUCACGCAGUACGCCGCCGCCGGACAUUCGGCGCCGUUCAGUAGCAGCAACGGCGGCGCCGAUGUCUCGGCGAGGAAGAUUUACGUCGGGACGGUGCCGUUUGAUAUCUCCUCCGAGAGAUUGUUGUCUGCGUUUUCGGCUUUCGGAGAGAUUGAAGAAGGUCCCCUAGGGUUUGAUAAGGCCACCGGAAAAUCAAAGGGCUUUGCUUUCUUCGUGUACAAGACCGAGGAAGGUGCCAGGGCCGCUCUCAUUGAGCCUUUGAAAAACAUUGAUGGUCAUCAUGUGACUUGCAAAUUAGCUGUGGAUAACAAGAAGGGUAAAAACGGUGGCGCUCAAGGACCCCCGGGUGAUAAUUCAGGCGUCCCUCCUCCGCAGCAAAUGCAGCCGGGCAUGUUUAGGCCACAGCCUCAGCCGGGGCAGUACCCGGGUUAUCCUGGUGGGCAUGAGCCAGUGGUUCCUAGGUAUAAUACUAGUUUCAGUCAGUAUGGGGUGCCCCCACAGUUGCCUCCAAAUUCGGUAGGAAUGCCUCAUGGAGUCUAUCCAGACAGUUCGCGCUAUGGGGUUCCUCCACCACAGCAUCAUCAGGCUCCCUCAAUGCCAAGAGGACCACCUGGAGGAAUGUAUCCGCCACCUUACUACUGAGAUUUGAUUACUUGUUUGAACGGUGAUGGGUAUUUGGUUCAGGUCCUUGAGAAGCUUCUUGGGCGCAAAUGCUUUAAAUGGUUAUGGUGAUUUCAUGAUUGCAGACAAUGAAUCUUUGGAUUGAUUAUAUGGACUGCUGUGAUUCUGUUGCUGCUUCACUUCAUCUGCUUCUCUAGUUGUGCUUUGUUUUGUGAUCUAUUUUGAUCUAAAUGUAGAACUUAUUCGAAAGGAUAGUAUGAUUUUUGUGAUACAUGGUUUACUGGAGUAGGGAUUUUAUUAUUUUUAUAUUUUCUUAGUAGAUGACAAUACUUCCCCUAUUUUGUGUAAUUGGUUAUUGCAUUAUUAUUAAUUUUAUUUCUUAUGUUUUUAAAUGUGAUACAUGGUUAUUUGAUGUGUUUCUUCAAGAGGCUUCAUAGUUUGUACCUUUUUAUCUAGAUGAUACAUAUAUUAUACAUAAAUAAAUUAUUAUACACACAAACAUAUACAUAUAGUCCACAGGGGUUCUAUUUUCAAUGCCCCUCCAUUGCCCUAGAAGUUGGACUGCUUGUACUCAUGGCAGAAAAGCAUCCAUAUGAGUUCACAUUCACUUCUGCUACUAGUUACCACCUAAGUACAUAGAUUGAAUCUUCACAUUGUUAAUUGUUUCUUAUAUGGUCCAUUUGCUUCGAUUUUAGAUGGUUGUAUAAUUGAACAUAGAGUUAUCCUUCAAUAGAACUCUGAUUUUUGUAACUAGAAAGAUGUGAAAGUAUUACAUGCUAUGCUUGUGGUUUCUGUUGGCUUUUGUGCAUAUAUCAUGACUCAGGCUGCUAACUAAUGGUUUUUGAGUUGCCUUCUCUGUUCUUUAUGGCUUCAUCUUGGUGGAAUCGCACCAAGCAUCGGCCCUCCUGAAGCUUGGAUCCCAGUUUGGUGUGCCAAAUAUUCUGUGGUGGAGAGAAGCCUCGAGUUGUAAUUGUGAUCUUCCUAAUAUUGUCUUGUAUCUGUAUGGCUGACUGUCAGGUUGAGUAGUGCUAACCUACAGUUCCUGGAUUUUUCUGCUCCUUGAUAACGUUGCUAGAUAUGACUUCACUAGAGCAACUGUUAGCCUGUAGAGUUGUUCGAUGUCAGUUUAACCCACAGAAAAAAAGUGUCAAUGAAAUCAGAUGUAUUAAGUUAUUUGUUA